Pseudocercospora fijiensis CIRAD86 is the source of this 1797-nucleotide messenger RNA. RefSeq lists its product as uncharacterized. The transcript is spliced from 4 exons. Lineage: Eukaryota; Fungi; Ascomycota; Dothideomycetes; Mycosphaerellales; Mycosphaerellaceae. The record is from RefSeq and is a predicted model, not a curated record. The coding region runs from base 1 to 1650 and encodes 549 amino acids. Gene Ontology annotation, molecular function: FAD binding.
AUGCACGUGAUAGACCCUGAGACCCUGAAAGGAUGUUGUCAAACGAGCAGACUGGAGAGGGCGCCGUUUGAGGACUGCUUCCGGUCUGCUACUGGUCGAAUCGUCAGGACGGCAAGGAUAGAGUCACAUGGCGCACCUAAUGCAGAUGCAACAGCCGCCUGCGGAGCGCUUCAAGCACAGUAUCCCAAGCAGGUCGCCGGCAGUGCGUUUGACCUGAAUCUUACGCUCGCCUUCGAUUACACCCAGACUCGGACCGAUUAUUGGUCUCUCGCAAACGCAGAUGUCAAGCCGGCAUGUAUAUUCUUUCCUGGAGCUGCAGACGAGAUAGCAUUUGCCGUCAAGACGCUGAACAACUAUCCAAACGCGCCAUGGGCAGUGAAGGGAGGAGGCCACAACGCAAAUAUCGGCUAUUCAAGCACCCAGGAUGGUGUACUGAUCGCAACGAAGGAGAAUAUGGCGUAUACCAAAUAUGAUCCAGACACUCAGCUUGCCCAUGUUGGACCAGGAAACCGAUGGAUCGAUGUUGCCAAUGCCCUCGACCCGUACAAUAGAGCCGUGGUGUCGGGACGACUAGGUGUAGUCGGAGCUGCAGGCUUGACGCUUGGAGGUGGUCUUUCAUUUCUCAGUACAGAAUAUGGCAUGACAGCAGACAAUGUCGUCGAAUACAAAGUCGUCACCGCAGCAGGCGAAAUGACCACAGCCUCCCAAACCCAAAACACCGACCUCUUCUACGCCCUCAAAGGCGGCGGAAACCAAUUCGCCAUCGUAACAGAAUACAUCAUGAAAACCUAUCCAAUCGGCCAAGUCUGGGGCGGCCACAAAAUUUACACAAUAGACAAAAAAUCCGCCCUCCUAAACGCCACCCACAACCUCGUUUCCAACUACUCCGACCCCAAAGCCGCCAUAAUUAUGAGCUUCUCCUCCACAAUCGACACUUUAGUCGACAUCUUCGUAGUAUUCUACUUCUACAACGGUCCCGAAAUGGGUUCCAUCCUAGCCGAAUUCGACGCAAUCCCAGCCUUAAUCGACGCCACAAAACCCAACAGAAAAUACAAAGACCUCAUAGACUCCAACUCGGCAUUCUCAGUCGACGGAUUGCGUUUCUUGAUCCGAACCGGAACCCUUCCUAACCUCCCCGGUGACCAAGGCAUAGAUCUCUACAACAACUGUUUCGACACCUGGUACUCGCUGGGGAAAAAAUCCCAAUUGGGAGAACUGGACAACUACGUCUUUUCCCUAGCUUUCCAACCCGUGCCCCAUCAACUCGCUCAAGCUUCGAUUUCAAGCCCCUACUCCGUCAACUUGUUGGGCCUUGAUCCGAAAUUGGGAGAUAAAGUUUUCAUGGAAUACAAUGUCGCCUGGCUUUCUUCUGGCACGGAUGAGAAGGCUGCGGCGGCCAUUACCGCGCAGACACAGCCGGUACAGGAUUAUCGAAAAGAGAAAUAUGCAGGUGUCAAGCCGACGAAUUAUCAGAGUGGGGACUUGGAAUUUGCCGCGAGUCGACCGCUUUUCAUGAAUGAUGCCAUGUUUAAUCAGGAUCCGCUCAAGAGUUACCCGGAUGAUGUUUAUGCGAGACUGAAGCAGAUUCAGAGUCAGAGGGAUCCGGAUGGAUUUUUUGCGAAGAGGACGGGUGGGUUUAAGUUUGAGUGAGAGUGAUACGGUAUGUACAUACAGAGGUGUGGGAUGUGAGCGAAUGCUUGUGGUACAGUGAACGGUUCUGCUUCCCUUGACUCAUCUCAAUCUAUUGGAUCUGGGAUGCAGGCAGUGAUUAUGGUACAACGAGUGACUCCAUCUCCG